Messenger RNA from Populus nigra (black poplar), 1063 nucleotides. Its product is annotated as probable nucleoside diphosphate kinase 5. NCBI's taxonomy places the organism in Eukaryota, Viridiplantae, Streptophyta, Magnoliopsida, Malpighiales, Salicaceae. Gene Ontology annotation, molecular function: nucleoside diphosphate kinase activity. The record is from RefSeq and is a predicted model, not a curated record. Bases 178 to 705 code for a protein of 175 amino acids. Gene Ontology annotation, biological process: CTP biosynthetic process; UTP biosynthetic process; GTP biosynthetic process. The transcript has 7 exons.
UUAAAAGCUCCUUUUGAAACGAAAAACAGAGGGGCGUAAGUGACAGAUUGGUGUGUAAAAUUAGACAGUCCGCAAAAAGAUAGGAGACCAAAAUCUUUCCUCUAAAAAAUCUCUUCUUCUUUCCCGCCUUUCUCCUUCCUAAUUCCAGUUUCAAGUAGUAAUAGCAAAUCAUUUCAAAUGAUUCCUCGCCUUUUCUUCUCCGUCCUCUUCCUUGUGCUCUCUGCCUCUUUUCCUAUCAGCAGUGGGAGUGAAGAAAAGGAAAAGACGUUAGCUAUGAUCAAGCCAGAUGGAUUGCUAGGUAAUUACACUGAAAGGAUAAAGGAGGUUAUUAUGGAUUAUGGGUUUAGCAUCUUGAGGGAAAUUACCGCUCAACUUGACCAAGACAGUGCUUCAAGCUUUUACGCUGAACACUCUUCAAGAAGCUUCUUUCCAAGUCUUAUCAAAUACAUGACAAGUGGUCCAGUUUUGGUCAUGGUCUUGGAGAAGGAAAAUGCAAUUGCUGAUUGGCGCACUUUGAUUGGACCAACUGAUGCAUGCAAAGCUAAGAUUACUCAUCCUAACAGUAUCAGAGCAAUGUGCGGGCAGGAUUCAGAAAAGAACUGUGUUCAUGGUUCAGACUCUCUCCUAUCAGCUCAAAGGGAAAUCUCAUUUUUCUUUGAAGAUGUAACUUCAGGUGAAACAAAUACAACACAUGAUGAGCUCUAGCAGCUGCGUUGCAGUGACGAGCAGGAUGGCGAUUUGUACGGGAUAAAUGAACUUCCAUUCUGCAGGAUUUCUUGACCAUCAAGAACGUAUCAAAUUGACUUUGGAGUUGCUGUUUUUAACUUCUAUUUUAUAUAAGCCGAAGAACUCGAACACAUAGUUCAUUUUGUUCUUGAACUUUGCUUGGACCCAGCAUGAUCGACGUGAACUCCCACCAACCACAUACAUGAAAACCACUUGUACCACGCACAAACUUUCCUUGGCCAUCAAGGCCGUGUAGAAUCAAAUGUAGCUGUUAUGUAUUUUAAAGUGUUUUUUAUUAAAUUAUUUAAAUAAUAUUAUUUAAAUAAAAAUUAUUUUU